AUGCCUCCAAAAACACCCACUUCCAGCAAACACAAGAAGGGUGCAAACUCCAUCACACCAUCACCAAAGACACCUUCGUCAAGUAAAAGCCAAAGUGGUGGAAGUGCAAGUAGCAAGAAAUCUUCAUCAUCAACACCUGGUACAAGUAGUAGUCUGUCAUCAAAAAAGAAAUCAAUUUCUCCUGGAGUUAAAUCAGCUUCAAUUCUUUCCUUCUUCCAGCCUUCGAAAGGUAAUAAUAAUUCUUCUUCUGUGACUCCGAAGAAGAGAAGUAUUUCGGAGGUAGAUUCACAGGGAAAUACUGCAGAGGAUGCCCUGAUUAUUCUCGAUGAUGAUGACAAUCUUGUUGGUGAAAUGGUCAACAGAACUCCUUCCUCUUCCGAUGGUGGUAAAUUAUUCUCAUCAGCAAUUAUUGAUAUUGAUGGUGGAAAAGAUCACGAUUCACAUGUUGUGACCAUUCUUGAUAAUUCACCUCUUACAGAUUUGGUCAAGCAGGAUAGUCAGCAACGAUUUGGUAACUUAGACUCACAGGGAUUGAAUGAAGAGGAUUCAUUUGAUGGAGUGAGAAGCUAUUACUUGUUUCACUUUUUGGAAAUUUUGGAUACUGUCAUGAAGAGAGAUGGCCAUCUAUUUAUCGAUGAAGAAAAGCAGUAUAUCAGUAAUUUUAAAAAUCUUUGUACAGCAUCUCAACGAUUGUAUAUUAGAAUGUUUAAUAGAAAACAGAAAUAUUUCACAAAAACCGAGUUGGAUAAAUAUAAGAAAGAGUUGGAAAAAACCAUAGAUAUUAAUGAAGAGGAUAGCGAGGAGAGAAAGAAAAAUCAAGUGAUAUGUUGCAAGAGUGUGAAAGAGGCACUCUCACAUCUUGGUAGUGUACAGCUGGUUGACAGCUUAUCUAUUGUGGAUAGGGAACAAUCAUCAACUGAGUGGAAUAUUGACGAUUUGAAAAGCUUGCUAUCUGAAUUUACAAACAAGCAAUUGAAAGCAAUUAUAGACAAGAAGAAUCUCAGUAAUAUUGUAAAAAAAGAAAAAUCCAAAAAGACAACAGAUUCUCCAAAACAAGACCUUAUCAAAACAAUAAUUACCAAACCAGAGUCAUUGAACUCUGUUGGAAGCGAUGGGAAACAACAAAAGAAGCUUACCUUUCUCAAAAAGAAGGAGCCGACCGAAUCAAAACCACUAGAUGAUAGUGCCAAAGAUUCAGAUCCAACAAUAAUGAGACCAUCUGACAUCCUGAAACUUAUUGCAAAAGCAUCAACUUCUAGCAAGGAAAUUGAAUCAAUGUACUAUAGAUUAGGAUCAUAUGGGAAAACUAUUUUCAAACGUAUUCAUCACCUCUAUUUUCUUUCACAAUCAGCUGAUAACGCAACCAUUAUGAUUUUAGAACAAAAGAAGAUUGCAAUCUUCCCAAAAUAUGAAAUUCAAGAACAAAAGAGCUUGUUCAGUUCUCGAGAGGAUUUUAUCAAAUACGAAGAAGCAUUUGAUAUCGCCAAUACAUGGAUGGAUUCGAUUGACGUUCCUGAUCCAACUCCUAACAAACAGAAUGGCCAAGAUGCACAAAACUCACAAGAUGCACUUCUUUCAACCAUAGAAAUGAGAUUGGAUAUGAUUCAAAAGAGUAAUGUAGAUGGAAUUGUUGAAAAAUUCAAUAAUUUUGCAAAAGAUAUCGCAUCAAGAUUGGAGCAAGAUACCUCAAUUUUGAAGAAAAUGUACGAGGAAUCCAAUUCAGAUUUCACGAUGGAUUAUUAUUUAUUAAGAUUUAGAUGUGGAUACAUUUAUGGAAGACUCUUGUGGUUCUGUGUUAAGGUGUUAGAGAGAAAUAAGAAUUAUGAAUUGGCCAUACAAUAUACCAAGCAAAUAAUAGAGUCACCAUUCAUGAUAGGUAAAAGAGGAGAGUUCUAUAAUAGACUAGCACUCGAUUAUGAACAUUUGAAAACUGAAGAGUCCUAUAAGAAUGCUCUUCAAUCUUGUAAGGCUGGAAUUUUCAAUGAGACUGGUUCUGUAUUUGCUAGGAGUAUUAGUUUGCCGCCUAACAAGUUGUAUGCUCUUGAAAAACGCUACUUUAGAAUUUGUAAAAAGUUGGAAAAGAUCAAUUCGAAACUAUAUUCUUCCCUAUCCAAAGAAAGCUCAGUAAUUGAUAAAUUCAUCUCCACCAAUGUUAAACCACCCAAAUUAGUAUACAUUCAAGGGAAAACAAAAAAGUUAGAAAAUAGAAAAUAUAGAGAAAAGAAACACCACUUUAUUUCACAUAAGGACAACGAAACAAUUGUGAGUGUGGAAGAUUUUGCUAUGGAACAUUAUGAAAUGAAGAAUUGUAUGCAAGGAGCACACUCUGAAGGAUCUUUGUGGGCCAUGAUGUUUAUGCUAGUAAUGUGGAAUAUUGUUUUUGACUCAUCAAUACCAUAUGUAUUCCAGAACAAGUACCAAUCGUGCCCUCUUGAUUUCAUGACUGAUGCAUUCUACAUACGUAGGAGAGACAAGUUCAAGAAACGACUGGAAGAAAUUGAAGAAAAAGGUGCUCAAUAUUUGAAAGAGCAAAUCAAGACAUGUUGGAAUGAAAAUUAUGGCGUUAAUGCUGUUUGUUGUAAUUGGAGAGCCUUUACUGAACCAACAGAGGAAGAUGGAGAUGAGGAAAUGACAAUGGAAAUCCAAGAUGAUGAUGAUUCGAGUAGCCAAACCGAAAAUAAGGAAAAUGAAAAAUUGGAAGCUCUCCUAGCUAUUGCCGAAUGUUUUCCAAUCAAGGUCACCACAACAAUUCUCCAAACUCUAGCAGAAGACAUUAAGGAAAAUAGAAGUGGAAUGCCUGAUUUAAUAUUAUGGAAAAUUCAGCAAGAUGGAAAACACGAACAUCUCCUCAGUGAAAUCAAAGGACCAGGAGACAAACUCAGUGAAAAACAAAUUAUUUGGAUUGAUCUACUCACGAAAGCUGGAUGUUCCAUCGAAGUAUGCCAUGUAAAAGUUAAAGAAGAUAGCUCAACAUCCUCCACUCCAGUAGAACAACAACCAAAAAAGAAACGAAAAUGUUCCUCCGAUUCACAAAUUGAAUUUCUCGAUGAUGAUUUGUGGGCUAGUAUUGAAGAACAAUCUACUCAACAGGAAGAAGACAAUACUGAUGAUGAAGACGAAGAGGUCUCUGAAAAUGAUGAAAUCGAUUUGUUAGAACCUUAG
Molecule: messenger RNA, 3162 nt
Organism: Naegleria gruberi
Lineage: Eukaryota; Heterolobosea; Eutetramitea; Acrasida; Naegleriidae
Exons: 1
Coding region: 1-3162 (1053 amino acids)
Biological process (GO): interstrand cross-link repair
Cellular component (GO): nucleus
Molecular function (GO): 5'-3' exonuclease activity; 5'-flap endonuclease activity; flap-structured DNA binding
Source: RefSeq, a predicted model, not a curated record